AUGUAUACAGUUCUCUUAGCAUUUCAUUCUGUAUUGCUGCAGUACCUUAUCAGUGUCUUUCUCCAUUUGAUUCACGAGAUCACUGAUGUUGACUGGGGCAUUUUAUCUUUAGUUUUGAGUAGUGGGAAACCAUGUCGCUCUUUACAUUGUCUUGGUUUUGAUCAUUUUAUUCCUAAUAUUUUCUGUUACAAAGAUAAAUGUUUGAUAUAUUGA
Enterospora canceri is the source of this 213-nucleotide messenger RNA. The record is from the annotation of a GenBank genome assembly. Lineage: Eukaryota; Fungi; Microsporidia; Enterocytozoonidae.